Molecule: messenger RNA, 504 nt
Organism: Nanorana parkeri
Lineage: Eukaryota; Metazoa; Chordata; Amphibia; Anura; Dicroglossidae
Gene: LEMD1
Product: LEM domain containing 1
Exons: 6
Coding region: 1-504 (167 amino acids)
Source: RefSeq, a predicted model, not a curated record
AUGGAGAGGGCUGCUCCAGAUACAGCUGGGGAGGACUCCAUUGUGCACGUGGCAGAAGCAGCAGCCUUGGCAGGCCGCGCUGAAGACGAACGCGGAGUCUUCUUCUGUCUCUUGGAGACUUCCAGAAAAAGACAGAAGAUGGACAUACGAAGUUUGAGUAAUAUGGAACUCAAAGAAGAGUUGCUGAAACAUGGGGUCAAUCCAGGACCUAUUUUACCCAGUACUAGAGGUGUUUAUGAAAAGAAGCUGCAGCAGUUGUUGGAAAUGAAAGUCCAAGAAAAUGGAGAUGCUCAUGAGGAUCAAUAUUCAGACAGUGACGAUGAAGGUGCUCAGUUUAAAGGCCCAGUAGGAUUUGAGGUAAAUGGUGAUGGAGGAGAGGGCGCUGUGUUCAACAACUACAUCCAGACAAAAGAUCUGUCGAAGGAGGGCGUCGCACAGACCACGGGGGAGCUUCUAACCGUAUACACCAAGAUGGCGCCUAUAUCGGCCUAUGACGUCACCUGA